AUGAACAGAGAUGCUGCUCAUGGUUUCACCAAACUUCUGGUGGAACUUACAAUUGAGAUGUUCAGAAUUUCCGAUGUUCAGCAGAUCAAUAAAAAGGAUGUGAGCAUCACUGGGAAACCAAUAUUUGUUGCAGCAUGUGGGGUUAUCCUUAAAAGAGUUGAUGAGCUAUUGGAACAAGUCUGCCUGCUGAGCAAUCUCAUUACUGAUCCUCAAAUAAACAGUCUAUAUACCUGGUCAGCCCCAUCCCAAGCUGCUGCUGCUCCUGCCGGAGGUCCACCAGGAGGGCCAGGAAAUCCAGGAGAUGGAGGACCUACACAACCAGUCAAUACCACCAGCAACAGAAGGCUGCAGCAAACACAGGCUCAAGUCGAUGAGGUGGUGGACAUCAUGCGAGUGAAUGUGGACAAAGUCCUCGAGCGAGAUCAGAAGCUAUCAGAGCUCGAUGACCGUGCAGAUGCUCUCCAAGCUGGGGCAUCACAAUUUGAAACAAGUGCUGCUAAGCUGAAGAGGAAGUAUUGGUGGAAAAACUGCAAGAUGAUGAUUAUACUUGGAGCAAUAUGUGCAUUCAUUAUCAUCAUUAUCAUAAUCUAUUUCUGCACCUGAGGAGAAAGAAGUCCGACUGAAAAUGCAGCUCAGCUUUGUUCUCGUCAGCCAUACCUUCUCCAGUGUCAGAUAUUAUUUAUUAAUCUCUGCUUAUAACCA
This is a messenger RNA of Hemiscyllium ocellatum (epaulette shark), 702 nucleotides long. RefSeq names its product vesicle-associated membrane protein 2-like. The transcript is spliced from 7 exons. The record is from RefSeq and is a predicted model, not a curated record. Gene Ontology annotation, biological process: vesicle-mediated transport; vesicle fusion; SNARE complex assembly. The coding region runs from base 1 to 603 and encodes 200 amino acids. Gene Ontology annotation, cellular component: SNARE complex; plasma membrane. NCBI's taxonomy places the organism in Eukaryota, Metazoa, Chordata, Chondrichthyes, Orectolobiformes, Hemiscylliidae. Gene Ontology annotation, molecular function: syntaxin binding; SNAP receptor activity.